Trichoplax adhaerens is the source of this 489-nucleotide messenger RNA. RefSeq lists its product as uncharacterized. Gene Ontology annotation, biological process: positive regulation of DNA-templated transcription. Gene Ontology annotation, molecular function: transcription coregulator activity. The record is from RefSeq and is a predicted model, not a curated record. Lineage: Eukaryota; Metazoa; Placozoa; Uniplacotomia; Trichoplacea; Trichoplacidae. Gene Ontology annotation, cellular component: mediator complex. The transcript is spliced from 4 exons. The coding region runs from base 1 to 489 and encodes 162 amino acids.
AUGGCUGCUACUGAAGGCUGUCGUAUUGUUAAGAGAAUUUGCGAUGAAAGCUUUAACCUUUUCAAAUGGCUACAUGAAGCAGAUAUUGGGGUGUAUAAGGAGUCACAAUAUCACCUAGAGCAAACUGAAACGUUGAAGCAGAAAUUAGAUUCGAUCAAAGCUUUAUUUCGAAGUUUGCGCCUAGUCUAUGAAGACUGCAAUAGGAAUGGAAAAAUCGAUGAUCAAGAGAUUAAGGAAUUAUUAUUUAGUGACAACAACGAGGCCAAAUCAACACAACGUGACAGCGAUAAAGAUGGAUUGACAAUGGAACGUCAGGAGCUAGAGGAGCGAAUAAAGGAAAAGAAUCAGCAAUUGAAGAUUGUAAUAGAUCAAUUAAGGGAAACAACUAAUAACAGCAAUAGUAACAUGUUUAUAUUUCAUACAAGUACCUGCAAUGUUAUCAUCCUAUCGCAUAGCGAUUUCUUAUGCAGUAAAAGUUGCAAUGAUUAA